UCAGGAUGUUUUUCACCAGAAUCAUGAUUUCCUGAAGGAGUUUGAAUAAUGUCUCAAAAACAGAAAGGAUUACUAAUGUCCUAAAUAGAGGAAGUCCAAACAAUGCAUUCCCAGUUUUUUUCAGUUCCAUUAGACAAAUUUUGUUAACAUAUUUUUCACUGAACUUCUACCGUCAAACAAAAAUAAUGUGCUGAUUUGGGGAUGUUGGUGGAUUUGUAUCCACAGAAGAGAAAAUUUAUGCAAGAAGAGACGUGGAAGUUUUUCCUAGAACAGCCUUCCUGUUCAGACCAAAAUGUCACAUGCACAGGAUGGCUUUCUGAAACAGUAUUUUUCACAAAACAAAUUGCAAAGUAAAAAUAUCUCUGAUAGAAACCAUUCUUCAGGUUUUUUUGCGGGGGGCUUGUUUGGUUUUUGUUUUUUUGUUUUAGAUGAGGCACCUCUGAGUUGUCCAGGAUAGCUUGAAGGCUCAAGCAAUCCUCCUCCUUCAGCUUCCUACGUAGCUGGGAGUAUAGGUGUGCAGUUCUCUUCAGGCUUUCUGACCUGGAAGUUAUUCUGUUGUCAGCAAGAUAGAUGAUUUACUUCCUUUUUGUUGAUAUACAGUUUGCCAGUGUCACGAUCCAAGGAUAGUAGGCUGACUGCCGUCAGGUGCUGUUGGCGGGGCCAGCUUCUCCUGAUCCUAUACAGAGCAGCAGCACCCUUGGUCUUUCAGAACCCAACUGAAGCUCGACUGCACUUCCCUUAAUGGUGAUCAGCAUUUCUCCAGUCCCCAGAGACACAGACUGUUAGAAGCAGCUGACUUGGCUUCAUCAAAAAAGAAUUUGAGGUCUAUAAGGCAGACUAAAAAGUUCAGGAUAAGCUGGACAUGGGAGCGUAUGAUCAGGAAUCUGAAGCAAGAAUAUCAUAAGUUCGAGGCCAGGCUGAGAAACUUGGCCAGAACCCGUCUCAAAAAUUUUUGUUGUUUGUUUCUGAACAGUUAGAAUGUAGAUCAGUGGUAGAGCAAUAGUGUAGCAAGUACAAUGACUUACAUUCAACCCCACUACCACAAAGGGGAAAAAAAAACCCAACCGUUUUGAAAAAAAAAAAUGCCUUCUCUGAUGGACAGAAAUUUGCCAUUCCUCCUGCUGACAAGAAACUUUGGGGAGAACAGUCUGGGUAGAAGCUGUAAAACUCCAGCAUCUCUCUCCUUUUCUGGGCCUAACUGCACUUUGCACAGUUCAUCUGGGACCCAGGAAACUGUGUCAUUGACAGGGCUUUUGUGCUCACUAGGGAACUGGGGAGAGGCAGAAUUUAUCCCUGAGACCUGUAAUUCUAUCUGUGUGAAUUUUGCUUAAAGGCGAUGGAGUGGAAUAGUCUCACAGGUCAGGCAGACUGCACUGCAUUAUUUUGGUUAGCCUUUUGUUUGUUAAAAAAACUUGAAUUAUACCAGGUUUCUUUGUUGAGAAGGAAGGCGCUAGGGCCCUGGAGUGAGCUGAUGGCUUUGUUGUGUGACCACAGAGGCUGGUUUCGUACUAAUUUCCUCUAGGGCUUGUGAUGAAGUCAGUAAACCACAGGCUUCAGCAUGCUGUGCUCAGCGGCAACAGUGGCUUUGGUGUCGUCUCGGCCAUGACACACAUUUCACAUGCCCUCCCGCAACCCGCUCACAGACUGUUUCUCUUGCUCUGCAGCAUGGACCAACGAAAAAUUCUGCAGAAGUUCCUGGAUGAGGCCCAAAACAAGAACAUUAACAAAGAGAAGUUUGCGAAUGAAUUUCUGAAGCUGAAAAAGCAAUCCACCAAGCUCAAGGCAGACAGAACCUAUCCUACAGCUGUAGCUCAGAAGCCCAAGAAUAUAAAGAAAAACAGAUAUAAGGACAUUUUGCCGUACGAUCAUAGCCGGGUAGAACUGUCCCUGAUAACUUCCGAUGAGGAUUCCAGCUACAUCAACGCCAACUUCAUUAAGGGAGUGUAUGCACCCAAGGCGUAUAUUGCCACGCAGGGCCCUUUACCUACGACUCUUCUGGACUUCUGGAGGAUGAUUUGGGAAUACAGUGUUCUGAUCAUUGUUAUGGCGUGUAUGGAGUUCGAAAUGGGGAAGAAAAAGUGUGAGCGCUACUGGGCUGAGCCAGGACAGAUCCAGCUGCAGUUUGGCCCUUUCUCCAUAUCCUGUGAAGCUGAAAAAAGGAAAUCUGAUUAUAUAAUCAGGACUCUAAAAGCCAAGUUCAACAGUGAAACUCGAACUAUCUACCAGUUUCAUUAUAAGAACUGGCCAGACCAUGAUGUGCCUUCAUCUAUAGACCCUAUUCUUGAGCUCAUCUGGGAUGUGCGUUGCUACCAGGAGGAUGACAGUAUUCCCAUAUGCAUUCACUGCAGCGCUGGCUGUGGAAGGACCGGUGUGAUUUGUGCUAUCGAUUAUAUAUGGAUGUUGCUAAAAGAUGGGAUAAUUCCUGAGAACUUCAGUGUUUUUAGUUUGAUCCAGGAAAUGCGAACACAGAGGCCUUCGUUAGUUCAAACUCCGGAACAGUAUGAACUGGUCUACAGUGCUGUAUUAGAACUUUUUAAGAGACAUAUGGAUAUUAUUGGAGAUAAACAGUCUGGAAGGAAGAUUCCAGCAAAGUAUUCAAUUCCUGAGCAAAAUUCUACUCCACAAGCAGACUCUUGUUCUUCUAAUUUACCAAAAAGCACCAUACAAGAAGCAAAAAUGAUGAACCAACAGAGCAAACAAAAGUUGAAGAUGGAAAACGCAGAAACUUCUUCCUUGAACUUCAGGACUUCUAAAAUAAAUGCCAAGGAAGAGUUAGUUUUGCAUCCUGCUAAAUCAAGCCCAUCUUUUGACUUUUUGGAGCUAAAUUAUAGUUGUAACAAAAAUGUUGACAUAACCAAGAAAUGGCAGGCAAAGACAUUGUCAACAGUCGGGGAACCUCUUCAGAAGCACAAAAGUUUGGACUUCGGCUCCAUUCUGCUGGGGGCAUGUCCCAAUUCUCAGUCUUUAAAUGCAGCAAGUACACGUUUUAAUUCAAAGGGGCCAAUAACACGAACCAAAUCAACUCCUUUUGAAUUGAUACAGCAGAGUAAAACUGAGGAGUUGGACAUCAAGGAAAACUUUUCAUGUUUGGAAUCUCGACCACACGAUUCUUAUCUUGUGGAGUUCCAGGCUGAAAAAGUGAUGUAUGUUUCUGCAGAAGAGCUGAAUUAUUCAUUGCCGUCUGACUCUAACCACCAAAUGUGUGAUGCCUCUAAUGGGCAGCAUCAUGGCUCCAGUGCUUUGAGUGUAUAUUCUUGCAUGUCUUUAACAGAAGAUCCUUAUUUUUCAUCAUUGCUACCAAGUAGUGCUGAUUCUAAGAUGUCUCUUGAUUUACCCGAGAAGCAAGAUGGAACUGCUUUUCCUCACUCUUCGUUGCCAGCAUCCUCCACGACCUUCUUUUCUUACUACAACUCCAGUGACACUGCAGCAUUAAAUCCUCUGACCAAUUUUUCCUCGCGAAUGAACCGACAGACAGCUAUAGUGGCAACGUCUACAAAGAUAGAUGAUGAAGUCCCCCCUCCACUUCCUGAACGAACACCUGAAUCUUUCAUUGUGGUAGAGGAAGCGGGAGAAGUACCACCAGGUGCACCCAAAUCCGUAUCUUCACCUGUGAAGUUGAAAAUUGGAACAUCGCUGGAAUGGAGUGGAACAUCUGAAUCAAAGACAUUUGAUGACUCUGUGAGACUUAGGCCAAGCAAGAGUGUAAAACUCCAGAGUUCCAAAACAGCUUCACGUCAAGAUUCAUCUCCUUCUCCACCUCCACUUCCAGAAAGAACCGUAGAGUCCUUCUUUCUUGCUGAUGAAGAUUCUAUGCAGACCCAACCAACAGAAACUUAUUCAAUUAGCUGUCCUGAAACCAUGGAAAAUUCAACAUCUUCAAAACAAACAGUGAAGACUACUGGAAAAGGUUUCACAAGGAGUAAGAGUUUGAAAAUUUUACGAAACAUGAAGAAGAGUAUCUGUAAUUCUUCCUCACCAACUAAACCCGCAGAAUCUGUUCAAUCAAAUAAUUCCAGGUCAUUUCCAAAUUUUGGUUUUGCAAAUCGUUUUUCAAAACCCAAAGGACCACGGAACCCACCACCAUCUUGGAAUAUUUAAUACAACUCUGGAUUUAUAAUAUGGGCUGCAAAUGAGUCUGAAAUACUGGCUAGCUAAAAGAAGUGCUGUAUAUUCAUAUCAUAAAUGUUAAUGUUAAUAAUUUAAAAAAGAAUA
This is a messenger RNA of Fukomys damarensis (Damara mole-rat), 4212 nucleotides long. RefSeq names its product protein tyrosine phosphatase non-receptor type 22 (gene Ptpn22). Gene Ontology annotation, cellular component: nucleus; cytoplasm. Gene Ontology annotation, molecular function: non-membrane spanning protein tyrosine phosphatase activity. The record is from RefSeq and is a predicted model, not a curated record. Bases 1531 to 4098 code for a protein of 855 amino acids. Gene Ontology annotation, biological process: peptidyl-tyrosine dephosphorylation; positive regulation of CD8-positive, alpha-beta T cell proliferation; positive regulation of toll-like receptor 9 signaling pathway. Lineage: Eukaryota; Metazoa; Chordata; Mammalia; Rodentia; Bathyergidae. The transcript is spliced from 21 exons.